This is a messenger RNA of Thlaspi arvense, 285 nucleotides long. The record is from the annotation of a GenBank genome assembly. NCBI's taxonomy places the organism in Eukaryota, Viridiplantae, Streptophyta, Magnoliopsida, Brassicales, Brassicaceae.
GACUGGAGAUUUCAUGCUGUUUCUGUUGUUGUGAUGGGUGGGUCAUUGCUUUCUAUGGGAAUACCUGAUAAUUCACUACAAGAUUUGAUACAGAAGGUAGAUUCAGAUUGUGGGCAGUUCGUAGACAUGGACAAGUUACUGGAAUUCGGAAGGAGAGCAAUGUUCUAUGUCAGGGUUCUAUCAGGAUACGAGGAGCGUCGCAUCAGAUCUUAUAGAUUGCAGCUUCAAAGGCGUCUCCAAGAGGUUCUUUCCCCUUCCGCCUCACUCCUCACCUUUAGAAUUUGA